Messenger RNA from Microtus ochrogaster (prairie vole), 1780 nucleotides. It is a transcript of the gene Nanp, whose product is annotated as N-acetylneuraminic acid phosphatase. The transcript is spliced from 2 exons. The record is from RefSeq and is a predicted model, not a curated record. Gene Ontology annotation, biological process: N-acetylneuraminate biosynthetic process; dephosphorylation. Bases 559 to 1227 code for a protein of 222 amino acids. NCBI's taxonomy places the organism in Eukaryota, Metazoa, Chordata, Mammalia, Rodentia, Cricetidae. Gene Ontology annotation, molecular function: N-acylneuraminate-9-phosphatase activity.
CACCCGCAGGUCCCCCGCUGCUCGCCGCUGGAGCUGCUCUUCCUUCCCGCGCGCGCGGGGCGGGGUGCUGGACUCUGAACUGCCACGACUGCAGAGUCGCCGCCACCUGCGGCCACCCGGGCUCGAACGGCCCGGGACGACACUGCGUGCCCUCCUCUUGCUGCAGUCCCCCGCGGGAGGGGCUGCGGUGGGUUGCGGGGAAAGAGGCUCAGACAAGGUUUUGGCCCAGGAAGUUACAUAACUCUGAUAGGCGGGCCUGGACUUAACCUACAGCAGAGUCAUUUUUCCCCCUCCGCACUCUUCAGUCUGGCUGGCAGGGCUCUCUGGUGUUGAGACCCCUGGGACGUAAAAUGCUGAGUGGCCAUUCUUUUAGUGCGGCGUUGCUGAUCCGCAUCCUUCUUGCUGUAGCUGCAGAUGCUGUCGGACACCUUCUUUGUCUCCUCCAGUCCUUAACCCACCUCUACUUUCCUUCCUCUGCCUUCAGCUUCAACAAGAAAGUGAAGGAGUACCAGAUGUGGGAAACACACUUAUAAAAGUGUGUUUCAAUAUAAGGGUCCUAUGCUUCAUCAGGUGAUAAAGCUCUUACAGUCAAAAUACCAGUACAGAGAAGAGGCGAAAGUCAUCUGCGAUAAAGUUCAAGUUAAACUCAGCAAGGAAUGCUUUCACCCUUACAGUACCUGCAUUACAGAUGUGAGGACUGCAUACUGGGAAGAAGCCAUCCAGGAGACCAGAGGUGGUGCUAACCAUAGGAAACUGGCAGAGGAAUGUUAUUUCCUGUGGAAAUCUACGCGUUUACAGCAUAUGACCCUAGCAGAAGACGUCAAAGCCAUGCUCGCUGAACUUCGCAAAGAGGUCCGCCUACUCUUGUUAACAAACGGUGACAGACAGACCCAGAGGGAGAAGAUCGAGGCUUGCGCUUGCCAGGAUUAUUUUGAUGCUAUUGUUGUAGGAGGAGAGCAGAAAGAGGAGAAACCAGCACCUUCCAUAUUUUAUCACUGCUGUGAUCUCCUUGGAGUGCAGCCAGGGGACUGUGUGAUGGUUGGCGACACACUAGAAACCGAUAUACAAGGAGGCCUCAAUGCAGGACUGAAAGCCACAGUCUGGAUAAACAAGAGUGGGAGGGUGCCGCUGACUUCGUCCCCCAUGCCUCACUACAUGGUUUCCUCCGUGCUGGAGUUACCUGCUCUCUUACAAAGCAUAGAUUGCAAAGUCAGCAUGUCUGUGUAACACACAGAAGAACACAGCAACCAAGUGCAGAGCCAUUUACAGGGUUAGAACUAAUGAACGCCAAGGCAUUCUGUGUUUGGUUCAGUUCUAAGAGUGUGAGUGAGGGAUUCACUGCCAUGUUGUGAAGAGCCUCCCAACUCCCACCCUGCUGCUGUUGAUAGCCAUAGGCUGUUUUCAUAUCUGAGAUCCAGGUUUUUUGUGUAGUCCAGAAAACUUGAAGAAGGCAGGGUAGCUUACAUGUGGAUGUGCAUGUACUGGUUUAUAGCAUAGAUAUUUUUUUAAAAAAUAGAUAUUCUAAAAUAGAGAUUCAAGCAACUGAAUUGGGUUGGUAUAAGUACUAAAUCAUACAAAUUAAAGCAUUUCAUAGUGAAAUUUUACAUGUUUUAGACAAAUUUUUUGUUAAUAUUUUGCCUACUUCCAGUGUGAAUGUUCUUAUCUAUUAUCUAAUUUUUCUGCAUGAUUUUUGGACUAAAUUUUCUGUGGUGUGAACAUGACAAAUUGUUAUAAUUUUUUUUAAAAAAACUAUUAAAAAUAAACCCAUGGUGCUCUUUUU